AUGGUUUGUAAUAAGCAAUACUUUGCCAUCCCUUGCAAACAAACCGCUGUGAUCAAUUCCGAAUUGGCUAGUCAACCAGAUGUACUUCUUCAAUCCGCCUACGAUUUGAGUCGCCGAAUGAACUUAUCCGUACACCGAUUCUACCUCUACGUCGAAUCCCUCAUUCCGCAACUCAGUUCACAGUUGACCUGUGCUCUCACACACUCUUCCGGUUCGGUAGGGCCUGCGAAACCAUCCUUCCCGUCUGUCAUUUUACCCGUGAUUGCGGUCACAGUGGCACAACUGAUGCAGAUCGGUAGCUUACUGGAAAUUCUGUUCCACACGACACAGUCAGUGAUGGAAGUGAUACGCGCCAAUUCUUCGCGUCUCUACGAAGGACACUUACCUCAACUCACAUCAAAUUCGUUGCCCGUGCUUGCAUCGGAACUGAAUAGUAAUAAUUGUAACAGUAGUAGUUGUAUUGCAGUGACCUCGAACCAGCCCCCCUCGAUGCUUCCCAUACUCAAGAUACGUUUGCCCAACGGAGUUCGAUUGUCUCGUAUUAUGGGAUGUUUAAAACGGUUGCUUGCUCUUUUGGAAAAGACGCGAUCCUUGAUUCCGGAAUCUAUCCAAACAUGCACCGAGUUGUGCAUAACAUACUUUCGCUUAACCCUCGAGCGAAACCAUACCCAACAUGCAGAGAUGGAUGCCUGCCGGACGGGCCGUACUCCCGUGUGGCAAACAUCCGCAUUUAUGGAUACGUUUGUACGGGACCUGUUGAGCACCAUUCCACCCUGUCUGGAAGAAGUUGAACUCAUAGAUCACAUCAAAUUGGAUCGCGAAGAGAGGGCAACCAAAGUAUCAAAUGUCUGCUCUGCCAUCUGCGGUUUCCAUCAAAUUAUCUACAAUCAGGUGAUCGGCAAAUUGUUUGCCCAAUUCUGUUCAGAAUGGUUGUCGUGCAUCGCCUCCACACCGGAUCUUCUGUCCAUGUGA
Echinostoma caproni is the source of this 972-nucleotide messenger RNA. Lineage: Eukaryota; Metazoa; Platyhelminthes; Trematoda; Plagiorchiida; Echinostomatidae. The record is from the annotation of a GenBank genome assembly.